ACAAACUAUCAUUAAACGAAUGAAUGGUAAUCGACUUGAAGAAUAUGCUCAGGAAUAUUCCGUUAAUUGUACACUUUGUGGAACAAUUAUCACCACAGACCUACACCAUGAAUGUAUUAUCAGAUAUAAUCUGAGACAACUACACCCCGAGAUGGUCCCUGAAACUUUAAGCACUGAAGUAUUCUGGAAUAUACCAGAAGAAGUGCAGCGGAAGGAUGAAGCUUGCCUUGCAGCAGUUGAACUACUAAAACCAACCAAGAAUUCUCAAACAC
Molecule: messenger RNA, 272 nt
Organism: Funneliformis geosporum
Lineage: Eukaryota; Fungi; Glomeromycota; Glomeromycetes; Glomerales; Glomeraceae
Source: the annotation of a GenBank genome assembly